Molecule: messenger RNA, 1580 nt
Organism: Scaptodrosophila lebanonensis
Lineage: Eukaryota; Metazoa; Arthropoda; Insecta; Diptera; Drosophilidae
Exons: 5
Coding region: 82-1470 (462 amino acids)
Molecular function (GO): nucleic acid binding
Source: RefSeq, a predicted model, not a curated record
UACCAAGCAAAUGCCGAUUAAUAAGGAAAUCCAAAGAAAAGCGUGCUUAAUUUUUGACCUAUAGAAAAAAAACACUUUAAAAUGGCAACAAAAGCAAAGCGAACAAAAUUAACCAGUCCAGUUAAGUUGGACAAUGACGCAGAACCAGUUCUAAAGGAGGGCAAGCGGAAAAAACCGAAGAUGGUCAAAAUUGCGUCAACAAAUGAAACAGACGAUUUUCCCACCAACUGGGACGUGGACGAAUAUAAAACAGAAUAUGAAAGUGAAGAGCACUGGGAACUGCGCCGCAGCUUUAUGUUGGCGCACAAACAUCGCUUUGAGGAGAGCCGCUUGGUCUGCCUGGCACAAACGUUCGUCAACAUGGAGCUCUUGGGCUGCAAGUAUCCCAACGAAACGAUGUUGUUGGUCGCCGAAUUAUCAAAAGAUAUUGCCGAGGAGUUUCGGGCCACACGCGCUCAACGCCUGAAGCGUACGUUUGUCUCUGCAUCAAACGCAGCGGAGCAGCGCGCCAAAGGGCGCAGAAAUGCAAAUCGAGAGGAAAACACGGCGCCUUUGUCCUCCAGACGCAGCGAAGACAACGCAAGUGGUUUUAUUCGACACGUCUUUGGUGACGGGAAAUCAAUUAACUUGUUUGAGGACCUUCGUUUUGGUACUCUAGUGCUUUACUUGACCGACGGACGCCAAUGUCUACGCUCCUCUUGCCUUGCAUGCAAAAUCUCUUACGCAGAGCGGAUGGUAAAAGAUCCUGAGGAUGGCAGCAACAUCGCAGAGGUACUCAUUAAUGACGAGGUUAUUGCACAAAGCAAAGGAAGUCAGAAGGAAGCUAAGCUUGCGGCUUAUAGACAAGCGCUGCUGCUCUUGCAGACACAUUGCUACAAUAUCAAGCUAAAUGCCGCUCGCGACACCAUUAAAGUGGAAAAAACAAACAAUGGCAUAAAUAUUAAUGUCACAAAAGAGUCGGCGGACAGUUUGGGAAUUGAAACUAAGCUUGAUGCAAGCAACAAGGGCUAUCGAAUGAUGCGCUUGAUGGGCUGGACUGGUGGUGGUUUGGGUCGCCUGAAGCAAGGACGCGAGGAGCCUGUGGGCUAUCUUUUCAAGACCAAUCGCUCUGGCUUGGGCGCUUCAAAUCAGCAAUCUACAAACGCACAAUUCCGAACACUCAUCGAAAACUAUGCGAAUUCGGAUGACAUACGCGAUAUGCAGUUUGAGCCCACAUUCUCGAAAGAGGAACGUGCCAAGUUUCACGAGAUGGCGUCGCAUUAUGGUUUGCGUUCAGCCAGCUAUGGCGCUGGCGAGAGUCGCCGUCUACUGAUAACCAAGAAGUUUACAUACACCCAUAUACUCAACGAAGUACUUAUUAAACGAAACCCUAAAUUUUGCGAAAGGUACUUUGUGCAAGUUCCUAUGCACAAAGCGCAUUUAUUUCCUGGUCAUGUGGCUAGUCUGGAUUUGGAUAAUUGGGGUAGUUGAUUUAAGCAAAGUGUGUACAGCUCAUAAUUUACUAGUAUAUAAGAGAUUUUCUACAAAUAGCUUUAAGUUGUAGGUUACUUGAAAAGAGAACGUUUUUUUUUUUUUUUUUU